CAAUGUUUCAUUUACCCUUGCGCAUGCAUAAAUUAUGAUUUGACAGCUGUCAGAAGCAGUUGCAUUUGAGCACACUGCUGGGAGACUCGUCUACCAGUCCGCAAGCUGUGACCAAGACGUUGUACUUUUUGGUUCUCGAUAUGCUCACGGUUAGAAGGCUAGAGUUAGCGCAUAUCGCCAGGAGCAGAAACAGACCUGAUGGAUGAACACUCUGUGGGUGCUCUGCAAUAUGGGCAUUUGGGGAAACCAACGUACAAUUCAGAAGCUCACACAUGGGUCUUUUCACGAACAUUAGCUCCAUCUUCAUGUAUCUCUUACUCCGGAGUGACCAAAAUCACGGUUCAAUCGUCCCUCACUGCACUGCAGUCUUCCUCAACCGAGAAUAAGGGCUUUUUGCCUCGCGUCUACCCCCAGCUUGCAGCUUGCUGGCCUCUAGUCGACAACGAAACCGUCUCUCAUGCUAUCACUGGCUGCGACAUAUGUGAUCCUUCAGUUUCUACGCUUUUUGAUCUAGGAUAUGCGGUCGAUCUCGAAAACAACGAUUCGGGGAGCCGAGUUAUACCUAUCGCCGUCAUAGCAUCCGGAGAGUGCGGGAACACUAUCAGCUUUCGAAAAAUCGAAGAUGAUGUUGUCGAACUCCGACGGAAGACGACUUCCUGGGCGCGUGUUCCUGCAAUUGGGCAGACGGAGACCGUUGAGUGGUCGGCGGGAGGGGCUCCUGUCCGUCAAAUCUGCUUUGCGCGGACGGUUGAAGAUAAUGCGACGUGGAUGGCAGCUCGUUUGCCCCGCUCGACUACCAUCUUCCGACCACAGUAUCACCGAACGCCAGUGCCUGUCAUAGGAUUGCAUGGCAGUGACCACCCAUUUCCCGACCGUUCUUUUAAGUCUCGCCUGGAUGCGAACCCAUUGGUGGAGAUACCAAUCCAGCGGACCGGAGGCUUUGCGCAUGCGGACGUGACUUUCAACCCCUGGUAUCAGAAGCAGUUGGCUAUUGUUGAUGAACGAGGUCAUUGGAGUGUUUGGGAGCUUUCCGGCCGACACAGGCGCAACAAGGGUAAUUGGACAGCUAUAUCCGUCAAUUCUGGCUCAUUGCCGUGGCUCGAUCUUGGAGACGGCCAAGACAUCGACGACCACACUCGUCAUGAUGGAUGGGCAGCCAUCGAAUGGGUUGGUGAUGUUAACAGCUUUGUCGUCUCUGAUAGACGCUGCCCAAUGCUCUAUCGUAUGGAAAGCGGCGAGGUCUUUCCAUAUACAAUUGAGCUUGGCCUUAAGCGAAGAUCGGAGUGGAUUCUGGACAUCAAGAGAAGUUCUGCCAACGUGUCGCAUGUUUUCAUCUUGACGACAACUCGAAUUUUCUGGCUGGAUUUAACAUCAUGCCCUGAACCGAGCAGUGCAACAGACAAAGACUCACGACCGCCUCUGCUACCCCGUUUGUCCUGGCGCCAUUUCCGUGAUCCCGAGGACACCACAUUGCGACUGACUCCUCUACUUGUGCGGGAAGACUUUUACCUCGUUCUAUACUCGCGCCUCAACAAUAUUGCGCUAACCUUGCAAUGCCCAUCUUCGUCCCUGGAUGAAGCGGAUGUGACAACGAUACCAGACCCCUAUUUACUGGAGAUCCCGUUGUCAUCUCCUGAUACUGAAGGCUCACGACACUCCAACACGCAGCUGACAACACUGGUCUUCAAGGAAAUUACGCAUUUGCCAUCGUCAGUCGGUAAACAAUAUCACGACCCACAUGUUAGACUCAUAAAGCUUUUUGCGGUAGACUCAGGUCUUACUGUCCACGAAUCAAUUUACACGGCACCCUCCCGUGAUGACUCUCGGGAUGAUGAACCAGCCGCACGAGAUGUCUUACGAGUGAAGAAAAGGCAUCAAGGAGUGCAAAGGUUGCAGUCGGCUUACUUCGAAGAUCGAUUCGUAGUAGAGGACUGCGAGGAAUCCAUGCUGGGAAGCGGUAUGCUCACAACCGCAGACACGGGGAUGUCUAGCAUAACGCCACUUGCAAUCCCUGAAUGGUCUCUCGACUACACCCAAGUCUAUGCUGCUGCUACUGGAAGGUUAACGCUGUCAUCAAGAGAUGACGACCUAGGUAAUCAAAUCUUUCAAAGGAGUUUUGAGGAGGCUAUGCAAGUGCUAAGCGAAAUGGCCACUGGUGCCGGGGUGGGCAACGACCAGACAUGUCGUACAGGUCUCGAGGCCCUUGGCAGUAGUCCAUUACUUGACAGUGUCGAACAGAACUCGCGGAGUCUCCAGGAAUUUCUCUCCAGCAACCAGUCAGCUCUCUUAGAUUGGAAGGUUGACCGCCAACUGUCCGGCCAUUCUAGUCCACUUCUCGUUCGAUCGGCGGAUUUCAUAUACGAGGUUUCGGGAUUGGACCUUCCUGCAAUCUAUGAUCUGCUUACCAAUAACUGGCUGGCUGGCCUGCCUCACGAACUUCCUGGGCGCACAAGAUUCACGAAAGAGAAGAUCAUCCGUGGAGUUGUCGCUGAUCUGAUUUUGGCUCAAAUACGCAUAAGAGUUCGGACGCUCUUCGGGAUUGAUGAAUCUGAUGACAGCAGGCGGAUAAGCCCAGGGGAUAUUCCAUCAUCAUCGAUGAUUUCGGCUGAUGACCCCUUUAAUGUAAGUGCGAGGCGGGUGUUUCAGCGAUCGGCCUGGACAGGCAACGGUAGCUUGGAUGAUCUAGGCAGCGGCACGGCACCGGGAAGCACUCUUGGUCGCGAGGAAGUUGAAGCUGAGAGUCUGCAGGACAUGGAACCUACAUAUGCCAGCCUUUCAGCAUAUACUACCUUUAGUCGCGAGCGGAAUAUGCCUCGAAAAGUGGCGAGCAUGUUGGGCCAUUGGCAACCAGGUGCCGACCCGGCUGGGUACAACUGGCAGAGGGCAAUGCAGCUUCAGGGAACCGAGGAGUCGCAAUCAGCAUCUAAGGCAGCGACACCGAAACGUCGUCAACGCAAGAAGACGCCAUCAACCCAAGGAACUACCACUGUGACUAAUGGGAAUGUAUCCGUACCAGCUCUAGCCCCGAUGACUUCUGUUACUCCUGAUGUGCGGGGGUGGGGAAGUCAACCAGAGCACAAUGAGGCGCCUGUUCUCAGACUGCAAAGUAGUCAAGUUAUCGAGGACGAUGUUCCGAUGACACAGAUCGAGCGGGGCGCAUUUGGUGGCCGAGAAGCUGGGCGAAAGAAUGUAAUGAAGGCACGCAAAAAGAAGCGCGCGGCCGGUUUUUAAAGCAGCCUUGUUCGGUUAUUCAUCCAGAUUUUUUGAACCUGAGAAGCCCUUUGAAAUAACUGGAAGAUUAGCAUUCAAAGAUAUUCCGAAUAGAUUAGAU
Molecule: messenger RNA, 3331 nt
Organism: Aspergillus vadensis CBS 113365
Lineage: Eukaryota; Fungi; Ascomycota; Eurotiomycetes; Eurotiales; Aspergillaceae
Exons: 4
Coding region: 199-3231 (1010 amino acids)
Biological process (GO): nucleolar large rRNA transcription by RNA polymerase I
Cellular component (GO): RNA polymerase I core factor complex
Molecular function (GO): RNA polymerase I general transcription initiation factor binding; RNA polymerase I transcription regulatory region sequence-specific DNA binding
Source: RefSeq, a predicted model, not a curated record